AUGCCCUCCUUCGUAAACGACGAGAACACGCCCGUUUACCCCCCGCAUGCUGGAGUCAUCCACCUCGACGGCACCCACGCGCCGCACUACCCCGUCAAGCAGGUGCCGCCCCGUCCCUCGGCCCCAGCCAACGGCCGCCCGGACGACGACGCCUUUGACGAGUUCGACAACUCCUCCUCGCAUUCCUCAGACACCUCGGACCCGCGCGCGCGAGUGAAUGGGGACAGGGACUCGGCACCGCGUGCGACUAUGACCCCCCUGGCCAACGGUGCUCAGCCGUCCAGAGGACUGAUGAACGGUGUCAGCCCCGGUGCCAGUGGCGGCGUCCACAACGCCAACGUCGACGCGAAGAGAAGUCAGAACACUCCCAAUGGACGGCCGUAUGCCACAGCUGAGAGGCAAUCCACCGAAUCGCGACCCAUGAUGAACGGCAGAUCGUCAACUUCCUCGUCCGCCCCGACAAUAAACAUACCACCCCAAAAUCAGUACUACAAUAUCCCCGAUGGUGCACCACCCAAGCGAGGCUCCGUUGAGUCGUCAGGACGCACCUCGUUACAGCAAACACCAGUCGACGCGGUCUCGUCCAAGCCACUCACCAACGGCGACAGGACGCCCAGAGCGUCGCAUGAUACGUCUUCCACCGGCUUGCAGAACUCUCCCAGCAACCCGCCAACACUGUCCGCCACGCCUGACCCGUAUCAGCAACAAUCACAGCCUCCCCACCGCUUCUCUUCGCCGCCGCACUUCCAAUCGCCCGGAGCAAACCCUUCUGGUUCGGCAUCCAAUCUUCAACCCCCCAAUCAGCUGAAACAUCGGCACACCCUCGAGGUACCAAAGGUCCAGUCUGGCAGGGGCUCAAGGGACGGUUUGGCGGAUGCAGCCUACGCCAGUGGCCGCUUCUCACCAACAGUAGCCGGGUCUAGCGGACGUAGGGCGUCGCUGAGUCUGGGCCGUAGGAACACCCGCUCGCUGCACUCCGAGGUGCCUCGCGACGAGGUACCUUUGGAUGACGACGCCAUGAGGUGGGCGGAAGCGUACCGGCAAAAGCGGGCCAAGAAGAAACGCAAGGAGGAGCUGGACGAUGACAAGGUCUUGGUGGGCACCAAGGUGGACGAGAGUCACGCAAACUGGACUACUGCCUACAACAUGUUGACCGGCAUUCGGGUAUCCGUGUCGAGGACCAACGCCAAGCUGGACCGGCCCCUGACUGAUGCCGAUUUCGAGGCCAAGCAGAAGUCCACCUUCGACAUUACUGGGAACGAGUUGGUACCUUCAGCCAAGUACGACUUCAAGUUUAAGGACUACGCGCCCUGGGUUUUCCGGCAUCUGCGUGCACUCUUUAGGUUGGACCCCGCCGAUUACCUGAUGUCCCUGACUGGCAAGUAUAUUCUGUCCGAGCUUGGUUCUCCGGGAAAGAGUGGCAGCUUCUUCUACUUCUCGAGGGACUACAAGUACAUCAUAAAGACUAUUCACCAUGCCGAGCACAAGUUCUUGCGGAAGAUUCUGAAGGACUACUACAACCACGUCACCGACAACCCGAACACCCUGCUCUCCCAGUUUUAUGGCCUCCACCGCGUCAAGAUGCCAUGGUCUGGCAAGAAGAUUCACUUCGUGGUGAUGAAUAACCUCUUUCCCCCGCAUAGAGAUAUCCACCAGACCUUUGACCUCAAAGGUUCGACUAUUGGCCGGGACUACAAGGAGGAAGACCUCGAGAAGAACCCCCGCGCGACUCUGAAGGAUCUCAACUGGCUGCGUAGGAAGAGACAUUUGGAGAUGGGGUUGGCCAAGAAGCAAUUGUUCCUCCAGCAACUACAACGAGAUGUGCGCCUGAUGCAGAAACUGCAGAUUAUGGACUACUCCCUUCUCAUCGGCGUGCAUGACCUCAAGAAGGGCAACGAGGAGAAUCUCAGGGGCAAGACCCUCCAGGUCUUCAACCCUGGUGGCGACGACGGGGCGGACGAGCUCGAUCCUCACCAGGUUCUUAUGCGAACCCCAUCCAAGCUGGAAAGCGCGCGUAAGGCCAGAGAACUGAGGCAGAUGAUUAAGGCUGAGCGGCCUGUUCCCAUGGGCCAGAGCAAAUCCCCAAUGCCUGAAGAGUUGGAUGAGAACUACGGCCGAGGUGGCAUUUUCUACAGUGACGACGGCGGCCUCAGGGCUACACAUGAAGACAAUACCCCUGGAGAAGAGGUUUACUAUCUCGGAGUCAUUGACUGUCUCACUCACUAUGGCGUUAUUAAGAAGAUAGAGCACUUCUGGAAAGGUCUUUCCAGUGAUAGAACUCAGAUUUCUGCCCUUCCGCCGGUCGAAUACGGCGAACGUUUCAUCAAAUUCAUGGCAGGUGUGACCAUGUCCCCUGAAGAAGCAGAACGUGACCAGCGAGAUCGCGAAGCAGCCGCAGAGGCCGCGGCCGCCUCCGAGGAAGCUGAUGUCGCACGUCAUGACAGUCAGCGCAACUCUCAAGGCGCCCCUCCAGUUCCCACAUACCUGCCACCAGCUCCCCCUGGCAUGCGCAGCCCGAAGUCACCGGAGCCUAACCCAACCGUCGAGAUGGCGCUGAGGAAGGCCACUCAGAAGGAAAAGAACGUCGCCAAGGAGGACGAGGUACCUGAGAGAACCAUUACUACAUCUUCUGCGAACGCUCAGGGAAAGGGCAAUGCUCACGCGGUCCUCCCAGUGGUUGAGGAAACGGCAGAGGCCGCCAGUAUUGUCAGCGGCAUCAGCGCCAGGAGCCACGGUGACCAUGCCAGUGGAAAUAGACCCUUCACCCCCAGUCUCAUGGAGACGCCUGGAACGAUGAGGGCUGAUGGGUUUACCGACCUUGGUCCGCAUGGAAUAGGAGGCAGAGGGCCGCCGACCCCGCCGAAGAGCAGCUACCUGGAUCCGACGGCCAGAUUUGAAGGAAACAGAGGCCGUAGUGACAGUGGAGCAAGCACAGGCAAGGGGUUGCGGAAAGUCAUCAGCAGAGACAGUCUGGAGAAAGACCUGCCACCUUUGCCUCAGGGGCAUUAG
Messenger RNA from Neoarthrinium moseri, 3009 nucleotides. RefSeq lists its product as uncharacterized. Gene Ontology annotation, biological process: phosphatidylinositol metabolic process. Bases 1 to 3009 code for a protein of 1002 amino acids. Gene Ontology annotation, molecular function: phosphatidylinositol kinase activity. The transcript has 2 exons. NCBI's taxonomy places the organism in Eukaryota, Fungi, Ascomycota, Sordariomycetes, Amphisphaeriales, Apiosporaceae. The record is from RefSeq and is a predicted model, not a curated record.